GCAAUCCUUCGAGUCCCUUUUGUUUUCAUUAUACAAAAGCAUAAAUACUAUUUAUGUGUAAGAUGUAACAAACUUUAGAGCUUUGGUAUUGUUGAAACAGAGAGACAGAAAUUCAAGAGAGAGAGAGAAAUGCCUUAUAUAGGCCGCCUAGGUCCCUUUUUGUUUUUAUUAUACAAAAGUAUAAAUACGAUUUAUGUGCACAAACAGCUCGCAUUCAUACUUUCGGACACAGUGCCAUUGUGCGUCACUUUCGGGGGACGUUACGUGAUUGUUGCGCGCUGCUGCUUGCGUGCCGUGCGUUGGAGUGUAGUGUUGAUAUGUAAUGCGAUUCAUAAAGAGUAAAGACCACUGGAGCUGCCAAACCACUGACUUUGUUGUACUGGUGGUGUUGCCGGAUGGGGAAUCGAAUGUGGACUUUUGAGACGGCUUGUUUGAGAUGCGCCUUGCCUCGUUUGAAAUGUAUGCGAGAGUAGGCGGCUGCAGUGAGCGGAGGAGUGAAAAGAGCGCAGUCAAGCCGGAUAUUUCUGAAUCUCGCUGUGUUGUGGACUACAAGCGUCAUCAGUGGACGAGAUGGCGUUCGCGAUACCACUGUUUUUACUCGAAGAUGAUUAUGAUGAGGAGAACCACCGAAGAGUGAUCACAGCCAUUUCAAAAUAUGAAUAUUCUCAUCAUCAAGACUAGAAGUGCAUCUUAACACGCAGGAGACACUCCAGGUGAAUCUGUGUGCCGUACUAGAGUAAAGAUGGACUUUAUUAAAGAGGACAUGAGUGAUCCAGAACCAUCCAGAAUAAAACAUGAAGAUACUGAGGAACAAACAGAUCAGAUGGUAAAAACAGAGCUAAGAGAAGACCUGAAUGAAGUAGAGAAACACUGCGACUUCAAAACUGAAGGAACAAAAGCCAAAAAGCUGCACUCCUGCUCACAGUGUGGAAAGAGUUACAGACACAAAGGAAACCUGAACGCACACAUGAGAGUUCACACUGGAGAGAAACCGUAUCCAUGCACUCAGUGUGAGAAGAGUUUCACAUCUUCAUCUUUACUCAAACUUCAUCUGCGUGUUCACUCUGGAGAAAAACCAUUUAACUGUGAUCAGUGUGGUAAAAAGUUUAAUUCAUUAUCACAUCUAAAAUCACACCUGAUAGUUCAUUCAGAUGAGAAGCCUCAUGUGUGUUCUCUCUGUGGAAAGAGUUUUUCAUGGCUGAACAAUUUUAAACAACACCAGAAAACACACAAUGAAGUGAGAGAUCAUGUGUGUUGUGACUGUGGAAAGAGCUUUACUGCAUCUGCUGAACUGAGACAGCACCAAAGAAUUCAUACUGGAGAAAAACCUUACAAGUGCUCAUACUGUGACAAGAGUUUUGCUCAGUCUGGAAACCUGAAAGUACACGAGCGAGUUCACACUGGAGAGAAGCCGUAUCAGUGUCCUCAGUGUGGAAAAGGUUUUACUUUAUCAUCAUGUCUCAAAAAACACCUAACUUUUCAUUCAGGUGUUAAGCCUCACUUGUGUUCUCUCUGUGGAAAGAGUUUCAGAGAAAAAGGAAACCUUAACAGACACAUGAGAGAUCACACUGGAGAGAAACCGUAUCCAUGCACUCAGUGUGAGAAGAGUUUCACAUCUUCAUCCUUUCUCAAGUAUCAUUUGAGUAUUCACUCUGGAGAAAGACCAUUUAACUGUGAUCAGUGUGGUAUAGGGUUUAUUUUAUCAUCACAACUAAAACAACACCUGAAAGUUCAUUCAGAUGAGAAGCCUUAUGUGUGUUCUCUCUGUGGAAAGAGUUUUUCAUGGCUGGAAAGUUUUAAACGGCACCAGAAAACACAUGAUGAAGUGAGAGAUCAUGUGUGUUGUGACUGUGGGAAGAGCUUUACUACAUCUGACAAACUGAAACGGCACCAAAGAAUUCAUACUGGAGGAAAACCUUACAAGUGCUCAUACUGUGACAAGAGUUUCACUCAUUCUGGAAACCUGAAAUCACACAAGCGAGUUCACACUGGAGAGAAGCCGUACGCCUGUACUCAGUGUGAGAAGAGUUUCAAAAAUUCAACAGGUUUGAGAAAACAUCUGCGCAUUCACUCUGGAGAAAAACCAUUUAACUGUGAUCAGUGUGGUAAAGAUUUUAUUACAUCAUCAAAUCUAAAGAGACAUCUGAAAGUUCAUUCAGACGAGAAGCCUUAUGUGUGUUCUCUCUGUGGAAAGAGUUUUUCACGACUGCAAGGUUUACAACAGCACAAGAAAACACAUGAUGAUGUAAAAGAUCAUGUGUGUUGUGACUGUGGAAAGAGCUUUAAUAGAUCUAGUCAUCUGAAACAGCACCAAAGAAUUCAUACUGGAGAAAAACCUUACAAGUGCUCAUAUUGUGACAAAAGUUUUGCUCAGUCUGGAAACCUGAAAUAUCAUGAGCGAGUUCACACUGGAGAGAAGCCGUACGCCUGUACUCAGUGUGGGAAAAGUUUCAAAGAUUCAGCAGGUUUGAGAAAUCAUCUGCGCAUUCAUUCUGGAGAAAAACCAUUCAACUGUGAUCAGUGUGGUAAAGAUUUUAUUUCAUCAUCAAAUCUAACGAAACACCUGAAAGUUCAUUCAGAUGAGAAGCCUUAUGUGUGUUCUCUCUGUGGAAAGAGUUUUUCACGACUGAACGGUUUACAACAGCACCAGAAAACACAUGAUGAUGUAAAAGAUCAUGUGUGUUGUUACUGUGGAAAGAGCUUUAGUAGAGCUGGUGAUCUGAAACUGCACCAAAGAAUUCAUACUGGAGAAAAACCUUACAAGUGCUCAUACUGUGACAAAAGUUUCACUCAGUCUGGAUCUCUGAAAUCACAUGAGCGAGUUCACACUGGAGAGAAGCCGUACGACUGUACUCAGUGUGAGAAGAGUUUCAAAGAUUCAUCAGGUCUCCGUCAUCAUCUGCUCAUUCACUCUGGAGAAAAAACAGAGCUAAGAGAAGACCUGAAUGAAGUAGAGAAAAACUGUGACUUCAAAACUCAAGGAACAAAAGCCAAUAAGCUGCACUCCUGCUCAGAGUGUGGAAAGAGUUUCAGACACAAAGAAAAUCUUAACAGACACAUGAGAGAUCACACUGGAGAGAAACCGUAUCCAUGCACUCAGUGUGAGAAGAGUUUCACAUCUUCAUACAUACUCAAAAUUCAUAUGCGUUUUCACUCUGGAGAAAGACCAUUUAACUGUGAUCAGUGUGGAAUAGGGUUUAUUUCAUCAUCACAUCUAAAAAAACACCUGAUAGUUCAUUCAGAUGAGAAGCCUCAUGUGUGUUCUCUCUGUGGAAAGAGUUAUUCAAGCCUGGACAGUUUAAAACGGCACCAGAAAAUACAUAAUGCAGUGAAUGAUCAUGUGUGUUGUUACUGUGGGAAGAUCUUUACUACACCUAGUGAACUGAAUCAGCACCUAAGAAUCCAUACUGGAGAAAAACCUUUUGAGUGCUCAUACUGUGACAAGAGAUUCACUCAUUCUGGACACCUGAAAUCACACGAGCGACUUCACACUGGAGAGAAGCCGUAUCACUGUACUCAGUGUGAGAAGAGUUUCAAAGAUACAUCAGGUCUCCGUCAUCAUCUGCUCAUUCAUUCUGGAGACAAACCAUUUAACUGUGAUCAGUGUGGUAAAGAGUUUAUUACAUUGUCACAACUAAAUAGUCACCUGAAAGUUCAUUCAGAUGAGAAGCCUCAUGUGUGUUCUCUCUGUGGAAAGUGUUUUUCAAGCCUGGAGAGUUUUAAACAACACCAGAAAACACAUGAUAAAGUGAAAGACCAUGUGUGUUGUUACUGUGGGAAGAUCUUUACUACACCUAGUGAACUGAAUCAGCACCAAAGAAUUCAUACUGGAGAAAAACCUUACAAGUGCUCAUACUGUGACAAGAGAUUCACUCAUACUGGACACCUGAAAUCACACGAGCGACUUCAUACUGGAGAGAAGCCGUAUCACUGUACUCAGUGUGAGAAGAGUUUCAAAGAUACAUCAGGUCUCCGUCAUCAUCUGCUCAUUCACUCUGGAGAAAUUUUUUUUAACUUUGAUCAGUGUGAUGAAGAUUUUAUUUCAUCACAACUAAAUAAUCACCCUAAUGUUCAUUCAGAUGAGAAGCCUUAUGUGUGUUCUCUCUGUGGAAAGUGUUUUUCAAGCCUGGAGAGUUUUAAACAACACCAGAAAACACACGAUGAAGUGAGAGAUCAUGUGUGCUUUGACUGUGGGAAGAGCUUUAAUACAGCUGAGAAUCUGAAUCAGCACCAAAGAAUUCAUACUGGAGAAAAACCUUUCAAGUGCUCAUCUUGCGAGAAGAGAUUCACUCAGUCUGGACACCUGAAAUCACAUGAGCGACUUCAUACUGGAGAGAAGCCGUAUCACUGUACUCAGUGUGAGAAGAGUUUCAAAGAUUCAUCAGGUCUCCGUCAUCAUCUGCUCAUUCACUCUGGAGAAAAACCAUUUAACUGUGAUCAGUGUGGUAAAGAGUUUAUUUCACCAUCAGAACUAAAACAACACCUGAAAGUUCAUUCAGAUGAGAAGCCUUAUGUGUGUUCUCUCUGUGGAAAGAGUUAUUCAAGGCUGGACAGUUUUAAACUGCACCAGAAAACACACAAUGAAGUGACAGAUCAUGUGUGUUGUGACUGUGGGAAGAGCUUUACUAGAACUGAUGAACUGAAUCAGAACCAAAGAACUCAUACUGGAGAAAAAACAUACAAGUGCUCAUACUGUGACAACUUUGAUUCACUCAGUCUGCAAACCUGAAAUCACACGAGCGAGUUCACACUGGAGAGAAGCCGUACGACUGUACUCAGUGUGGAAAGAGUUUCACCCAAUCAAGUAAUCUAGUGACUCAUAUUAGAAAGCAUUGUUCUGUGUCACAGUGAGCAAAUGUUUUGUUAGAUUCACAUAAAGUAAAUGUGUAGUUAGUUAACUAAUAAACUAGUGUUACUGUGAAAUGCAGCAAGAAUUGUGUUUUAUAUGUUGGAGAACAAGAAUAUUAUUGAAAAUUAUGUUGAUUGAACACUUACUCAAAGAAAAUAAAAAAUACCAAAAUGAAAAGAGACUGGAAAGAAAUGCAGAGAAGAGUUUCAGAUGUUUAUCAAACCUUCACACUCACAUAAAAAACUGUUGCAAGCAAUCAACAGUCAUUUCUA
Molecule: messenger RNA, 5121 nt
Organism: Pimephales promelas (fathead minnow)
Lineage: Eukaryota; Metazoa; Chordata; Actinopteri; Cypriniformes; Leuciscidae
Source: RefSeq, a predicted model, not a curated record